AUGAUGUUGACACUUUCCAAAUUAUGGCACAAAGCUCACAUGACAAAGGGAGGUGGUGGUAAAGUUUCUUUGGCAAUUGUCACUAGUGGAGUAGAAGUUUGGUGA
Spirodela intermedia is the source of this 105-nucleotide messenger RNA. NCBI's taxonomy places the organism in Eukaryota, Viridiplantae, Streptophyta, Magnoliopsida, Alismatales, Araceae. The record is from the annotation of a GenBank genome assembly.